Aureobasidium namibiae CBS 147.97 is the source of this 462-nucleotide messenger RNA. Its product is annotated as polymerase II polypeptide D. The transcript is spliced from 2 exons. The record is from RefSeq and is a predicted model, not a curated record. Gene Ontology annotation, biological process: mRNA export from nucleus in response to heat stress; transcription initiation at RNA polymerase II promoter; positive regulation of translational initiation. Gene Ontology annotation, cellular component: P-body; RNA polymerase II, core complex. Bases 1 to 462 code for a protein of 153 amino acids. Gene Ontology annotation, molecular function: translation initiation factor binding; nucleotide binding. Lineage: Eukaryota; Fungi; Ascomycota; Dothideomycetes; Dothideales; Saccotheciaceae.
AUGGCCAACCCCGGCGCACCCGCUGAACAGCCUCGCAUGAUCUCGCGUCCAAAGAGAGCCCCCACUGGAGACGAAGAGGCUACUGCGAUCCUGCGUCUGGGAGAGUUCCAGCAGGUGCCCGCGCUGAACUUAUCCGAAGCCCGUACCAUCAUCAACGCAGUCACGACUCGCAGGCGCAACAUCAAGCAAAAGGUCACCGAGUCCGAGACACUUCUCAAAACCCAGGAAUACCUCGAGUUGUUCGCGCGCUUCAAGCAGCAGGAACACGUCACUGCCGUCGAACAGUUGCUCACAACCCGCACCGAGCUCGAGCGCUUUGAGCGCAGUCAGCUCGGAAGUCUAUGCCCUGAUUCCGCUGAGGAAGCAAAGACACUGGUGCCCUCACUUGAAGGCAAGAUCUCAGAUGAGGAGCUGCAGGAGCUACUUGACGAGAUGAUGAAGCUGAGGAACUUCGUGCAAUGA